Messenger RNA from Pleurotus ostreatus (oyster mushroom), 1023 nucleotides. RefSeq lists its product as uncharacterized. The record is from RefSeq and is a predicted model, not a curated record. The coding region runs from base 1 to 1023 and encodes 340 amino acids. The transcript has 2 exons. Lineage: Eukaryota; Fungi; Basidiomycota; Agaricomycetes; Agaricales; Pleurotaceae. Gene Ontology annotation, molecular function: S-adenosylmethionine-dependent methyltransferase activity.
AUGGACUCGCCAUGGCUCUUUUCUCCUGAUUUGAUAGUUCUCGGCCUCUUCCUUAUAUUCUCCAUUGCUUUCUUAGCUCAUUCCGGGGCUUUCUCUAAUAUUGCUCGCGCGCUGAUCCAUGGAAACCUCGCCCUGCAGGAUGGGCCCUUUUCAUUGCGAAAGGCAGCUUCUUCUUACGAGAACUACCGUAAAUUGUCGACGAAUGAAUCUUCUCGCAUGAGGGUGGCAUCUUCCUCAAUCCUCCGAUCCCAGCGACGUCUAGUCCACCAACUUGGCUACUCGCAGAAGCUCGACGCUCUAGACGCGUCAAUCCACGCCAACGCCGCACUCACUGAAAAAAUCGCCCGUCUAGCACAUCAUGAUUAUCCUGCGAGCUUUCCAAUAACGUCUUCUUUUCCCCAAAAGAGUAAUGCACUAUCCGGCGAUGUGGGACGUGUACGCGAGGCGUUGAAGCAUUUUGUGCGUGAUUGGAGCCAGGAAGGGAGCCAGGAGAGGGAGAAGAUGUUCUCUCAUAUACUCGAAGUGCUGGAGCGCGUCCCCGGCGAUGAGCGGAAGGAGCAGAGGGUCCUUGUCCCCGGUGCUGGGCUCGGACGCCUGGCAUGGGAGAUAUUACAACUCGGCUACGACACUACGGCAAACGAACUCUCAUACUACAUGAUCCUUGCUUUUCGUUUUCUACUCUCCCCCACCGCUACGAAUCGAGUGAAUCAACACACCAUCCAGCCCUACUCCCACUGGUUCUCCCACCAGAAAUCCAACAACGCUUUAUUUCGAAGCAUCGCAUUUCCUGACGCUUUACCGCGACUCUCGCCUGCCUUCCACCUCCUUGAAGAGGACUUUCUCCUCCUCCAACCCCCGUCACCGACAUCACCUUCUCCUCACGCUUUCUAUUCUUCCGAGGAAAUCACAUCCCUCGACGCAGGGUACGACUAUAUCGUCACGCUCUUCUUCAUCGACACCUCCCUCAACGUCAUAUCAACCAUCCAGCAUAUUCACGCCCUGCUCCGCCCGGGUGGCACAUAG